This is a messenger RNA of Corythoichthys intestinalis (scribbled pipefish), 7190 nucleotides long. It is a transcript of the gene prom1a, whose product is annotated as prominin 1a. The record is from RefSeq and is a predicted model, not a curated record. Gene Ontology annotation, cellular component: prominosome; microvillus; cilium. Lineage: Eukaryota; Metazoa; Chordata; Actinopteri; Syngnathiformes; Syngnathidae. The coding region runs from base 202 to 2895 and encodes 897 amino acids. The transcript is spliced from 30 exons. Gene Ontology annotation, molecular function: cholesterol binding.
UUCGCGUGGGGACUCUCAUCGCAGAAAAGAGACGGCGGAGAGAGGAUCUCCCGGCGCGGAGGCUCAAACCGCAGCGGCGGGGGGAACAGCGAUGCCCAUUCGCCGGUAACCGGCGCUUCCGAACCGGACACUCUUAAAAUCACAAGCCGUUCACCUGAGCCACUACCCGGAAGAUCCACGCUGUCUCUGAACGGACUCAUCAUGGGCAAGAGCGGAAUCCUGGUUCUUCUCUGCAUGCUCCUGGGCUCCGGGGAACUCCAGGAGCCGGAGCCGCGGAGGCUUCCACCCCCGCCGGUCAAGUUGGACUUCGGCUACGUGCCCGCGGGGGUGUACGAAACGGUGGCCCACUACGAACCGGGACCCAUCGGCAUUCUCUUCCACUUGGUGCACACUUUCCUCUGCGUGGUGCAACCCAAUGAUUUCCCGCAAGAUCUCCUUAUCAGACUGGCCAAGGACAGGUUCGGAUCCCUUCAGACUGAAUACCAGAAGCCAGAGAACAUAGUGCUGAGCCUGCAGGCGGUCUACUAUGAGGUGGGCUUCCUGGUGUGCGCGGCGGUUGGCGUCCUGUUCACCGUUCUGGUGCCCGUGGUGGGCCUCUUCUUCUGCAUGUGCCGCUGCUGCGACAACUGCGGCGGCGAGAUGCACCAGCGGCAGAGGAAGAAUGCCGACUGUAGACGAGGCUUGCUGGGCACGCUGCUCUUCUCCACCUCGCUGGUGAUCACGAUCGGCGUGUUGUGCGCGUAUGCCGCUAACCAGAACCUGAGCACUCAGGUCAAGAACAUCCGUCGUCUGGUCAACAGCAACAUGAGGGAUAUGCAUACCUUUGCCAACGACACGCCAAGGCAAAUCGAUUACCUUGGCUCCCAGUACACCACCGCCAAGAACCAAGUCUUGUACGACCUGGAGAACAUAGGUCCUCUAUUAGGUGGAAGGAUACGCGACUCGUUGGAUAAGGAGAUUCAACCCGCCUUGGACGGUGUGCUGAAAAUGACAAGAGUGAAAAUCGACAGAGCCGUCAAAGCCAUGCGUGAAACCAAGGAAGCCCUGGAGAACGUGAGCGUCUCCCUGCAAGUGCUGCAGGAGGCCACGGGCAAGCUGGAAUUCAACCUGAGCCUGGUCAGGGCCAACAUCCAGCGCUCCCUCAACGACCCUGGUUGCCACGACGAGGAGUCGGACGCCACCUCAGCCCAGCUUUGCCGGGGAAUCCGCCAGUCACUGGAACAACUGCACGUCAGCGCCAACUUCACCAGGCUUCCCAAUGUGAACGGUCAGCUAGAAAAGAUUAACGACUUGUUGCAAACAGACCUCAGCGCUGUCAUCAACAAGGGUUACGCCUCCUUGAACGACACGCCUUACAUGGUGAUGGUACAGACUAGAAGUGUUGUCGACAGGGUGCAGAGUUUGGUGGAUGACAUCGGCGCGAACGUGGGUGACUUGUCCAAAGCAUUCCCAGUCCAAACCUCUCUGUCCAACUUCACCAUCUUCAUCAGCCACGUCCACGCCAAAAUCGAGGACCAGUACCCUGAAAUUGACAAACUGGACUUCUACAGGUGGACAGGCUGUGUAGCUUUGUGCUGCAUGCUGGUGUUGGUGCUGGCCUUUAACUAUUUGGGCCUUCUGUGCGGCACGCUGGGAUACGACAAGCACGCCUCGCCCACUACGCGAGGGUGCAUCUCCAAUACGGGAGGCACCAUGCUCAUGGCUGGCGUGGGCUUCAGCUUCAUCUUCUCCUGGGUUCUCAUGGGCCUGCUGACUGCGCUCUUUCUGGUCGGAGGGAACAUGGAGAAGCUCAUCUGCGAGCCCUACCACACCAAGGAACUCUUCAAGGUGGUGGACGCGCCGUACCUGGUGAACCCUGAGUGGAGAAACUUCAUCCCCGGGUACCUGUACAACGACUCGGAGCUAGACCUCACCGCAGAGAGCGUGUACAGCACCUGCAAGGAGAACAAAGGCAUCUACUCGGCUCUGCGCCUGGAUAAAGUCUUCAAUGUCUCCAAUUUUCUCAAUGCCACAGUGUUCACCAAGGAUGUGGUAACCCUUUUGAGCAGCUUGAAAAUCGACCUGAGAGGAAUCAUUUUGCUAGAAGCGGAAGGCAAGCAGAGCCUUCUGGAUUUCUCCGAGGUGGGACUGUCGGAAACAAACUACGCAGACUACUUGGAAGAGGUCAACAAAGGCGUCACAGUGGUGGACCUGCUUUCGUUUGCCAAAGAGCUGGAAGCCCAGACGGACCUGAUGCCUCGAAGUUUUUUGCAAACAUCUUUAAAAGGUCACGCGGGCACCGUGCGACAGAUCUACAACCAGCAAGUGGUCCCCAUGCAGCAGGCCAUGAAAUAUGUUAGAGCCAGGAGUGCGCUGAACCAGAGCAUGAGGUUCCUGGAGAGAACUGCCUCAGACCUGCCAAACAAAGUCUUAGAUGUGCUGGACGCCAUCAACGCAGCUCAGCAUCUUAUUUCCCAGAAUGCAUCACAACUUAUUAGCCGGGAAAGUGCAAGAUACACAUCGACCAUUGUAGGCUACUUCCAGCAAUACAUGGAGUGGGUCAAGACCUCGCUGGCUAUUGAUGUGGCACAGUGCAAGCCGUUCAGCAAUGUCCUGGAUACAGUUGAAAUCUUCACCUGUAGCUUCCUGGUGGACUCCAUGAACGUUUUCUGGAUGGGUCUGGGCUGCGCCACGCUCUUCCUCAUCCCGAGCAUCGUGCUCGCCGUCAAGCUGGCCAAGUUCUACCGCAGGAUGGACACGGAGGAUGUUUACGAUGAUAUGGAAAGUGGUAAUAAUGGUUAUCAUAGCCAGCCCCCACAAGGCAUCUUAAACCCCCCCGUGACCAGUAUCCCGACAUACGAUACCAUGAACAGGUUCCCGCGAGCCUCGGCUCCACCGAGGCACAUCGACUGGUGACCACAUUUUCUUGUGGCUCCCCAAGAGCCUCCUGCCAUCCAUUCACAUUCCUCUUUCCCUUCAACUAACACAACUCUUUAUUCAAGCUUCUCUUAGCUUCUUCGAGAGUGGCAUCAUGCUGCCACGAUCUCCACUGGAACUAAAACAAAAGGGGAAAAACAAGUGCACGGAAACUGAAGUCAACUAACUUCAAAAACAGGAUUUUUCUGUCACGACAAGGAACUUUCCGCAGCCCUUUCGUCAGUUUUUCAUCAUUCUCAUCAUUCCUGCAGGACAUCAAUGGGCCGCCGCGUAUCUGUUUACAUUUUUCGGGACGUAAAAAAAAAAGCAAACAUCCGAAGUGGACUGCAAUGUUUUCCUUAUGACAACCAAGUGGCAAAGUAGCCACGCGAAGGUAACGACACGUUGGUAAUAAGACCGAACAUGCCAAAUGUUGUUAUGUUUGCAGCAUGGCAUCAACAAGGUGAAAAAAGGGACUAACUUGAGCAAGCAUGACUUUUUAAUGUUUACAAUAAUACGCAAAGUUACGUCACAAGUGUGGAUAUUUUUCGGGUUCGUUGCGAAAAGACUGGUUGCCUUUGACGUUGGCAUAUACUGCUUUUUAACUACUUAAAAAAGUAGUUAAUGGCAGCCAAUGAGUUAAAAAAUAACAUUUGCUCUCCCUCUGAUCAAGAAGCACCCUCCCACCAAUGGGUCGAUCACAAGUAGACGUCCAAUCCAUUUGAAUUUCAAAUGGAUUGGACAAUGAGUCUGUCCAAUGUUUCUUGAGGGAUUUUUGUUGCUUAGGACAAAGGUGGCUGUUUUAUUCCAACCACAGUCAAAUUUUGCACAUUGGUAACAGUACUUGAGAUCUACACGUGGACCAAAAAAACAUAAUUUCCCUAAACUUUGGUGGUUAUAUUUCCUUGGUAAGCAUUUAAAAGCGCAUCAGUUUAAUUCUAGUUCUUCAGCAGUGUUGCACCGAUACUAGUAUCAGUGUGGGUAACGAUACAGUACUAAAAUGAUGUCCUCGGUAUCGGGGAGUACUAAGAAACUAGAAACCGAAUUUCUGGAGAAAUCACAAUGAGGUUUUGCUGUGAUAGAUAUAAAUCUAUCAGGUCACUUCCUGUUGAUUUGGGGACAUUUUGGGGAGACUUCCUGUGAAUAUCAGGUCACUUCCCGUUGAUUUGGGGACAUUUCGCGGACAAGUCCUGUUGAUAUCAGGUCACUUAAUGUUGAUUUGGGGACAUUUCGGGGACAGGUCCUGCUCAUAUCAGGUCACUUCCUGUUACUUUAGGGACAUUUGCAGGACAUGUCUUGUUGAUAUCCAUUUGGGGGACACGCCUUGUUAAUAUCUGGUCACUUCUUGUUAAUUAGGGGACAUUUCGGGGACACUUCCUGUAGAGAUAUCAGGUCACUUCUUGUUAAUUUGGGGACAUUUGGGUGACAUGUCCUGUUGAUAUCCAUUUGGCGGACACGUCUUGUUGAUAUCAGGUCACUUCCUGUUAAUUUGGGGACAUUUCGGGGACACUUCCUGUCGAUAUCAUGUCACCUCCUUUUGAUUUGGGGACAUUUCGGCAACAGGUCCUGUUCAUAUCAGGUCACUUCCUGUUAAUUUAGGGACAUUUGGGGGACAUGUCUUGUUGAUAUUCAUUUGGGGGACACGUCCUGUUAAUAUCUGGUCACUUUUUGUUAAUUUGGGGACAUUUCGGGGACAGGUCCUGUUCAUAUCAGGUCACUUCCUGUUAAUUUAGGGACUUUUGGGGGACACGUCAUGUUAAUAUCGGGUCACUUUUUGUUAAUUUGGGGACAUUUCGGCGACAGGUAGUGUUCAUAUCAGGUCACUUCCUGUUAAUUUAGGGACAUUUGGGGGACAUGUCUUGUUGAUAUCCAUUUGGGGGACACGUCCUAUUCAUAUCUGGUCACUUUUUGUUAAUUUGGGGACAUUUCAGGGAGACUUCCUUUGGAUAUCAGGUCACUUUUUGUUAAUUUGGGGAAAUUUGGGGGACAUGUCUUGUUGAUAUCCGUUUGGAGGACACAUCCUGUUGAUAUCAGGUCACUUUCUGUUAGUUUGGGGACAUUUGGAGGACACUUCCUGUCAAUAUCAGGUCACCUCCUUUUGAUUUGGAGACAUUUCGGGGACACCUCCUGUUGAUAUCAGGUCACAAAAUGUCAAUGGGCUGUCAUAGUAAAAUGUCAAAAAUCACAAGAACGUAGGUUUUCCUCCCAUUGAAAAUGAAUGGGAAAUUUGGACGUACAUGGCUGUCCAUGGCAUCCCAUUAGAAAUGAAUGGGACAGUUUUCAGCAAAUUUUAGGAGAACCGUACAUUUUUUGCCAAAUUCUGUUUACAAAUUUUAUGCCCCUUACUGUCCUAGAAUUUUUAUGCUAAUUACGCGAUCUGGUCAAAAAUUGCAAAGUUACAUAAAUUUGGAUUCUUUUUUUUUUUUUUUUUUUUUUACCUUUUUCAAAAAAUCCAUGUUUACGGGCGAACAGAAGAUUAUGUGGGUCGUUCAAAAAAUUCCCUGCGUCAGACGAAAAUUCUGGUCAUUUAUACAUUUGAACAGCGACGGUCAGUCAAACAAUUUGGGCUGUUCGGCGCGCCAAAGAAACGCCAUUCAAAAAAUAAUAAUAAUAAUAAGGGAAUUUUACUAUAUGGGCCUUUCCUUUGCAAAGCCCCAUCUAAUAACGUGGCAAGGCUGUGCAAUAAAGUAAGUACUCUUCAAGGUCUAGUUUCAAACUUCUGCUCGCCCUACCCAAGAUGGCCGCAAGCGACACAAGCCACUGUAAUAGUAAUAGUCGCUCUUCCUAAGAUGAUGAUGAUAGUCAUUCAGUCAUGAGUUUAUCACUAGUAGACAUGCAGUCCAUUUGAAGCUGGAGGGUGUUAGCGAAUGAACCUUCAAUUGGAUUGGACGUCUAGCGUCGUCAAUGGCAGACAAUGAGUUAUACAGCAUCUGACCAAGCCACAACAGCAAUUACUUUGUAUUCAAGUCAGUAUGCAGUAAUUUAGUAUUAAAAGAUAUUUUCAACCCCCCCCCCCCCCCCCAAAAAAAAAAAAAAAAACGUGGCAUCGGUAUGGUAUCGGACGAUACCACACAGCUGGGUGUCGGAUUUGGUAUCGAGAGCCAAAAGAAGGUAUCGGUGCAACACUACUGUUUACCUUAAAUUUUGCAACAACAACAACAACAAAAAUUAGAAGCCAAUUGAACCAAAGAGUGACUUUUCAUUUGUAAAAUGAAAUAUUCGAUAUGUUGAAAAAAAAACAAACAUCUUGAGAUUUAAAGGGGGAAAAAAUGGUUUUCUUUAUAAGUUACUAAAUUAACACAACCUCUCCUCAGCUCAGGACCUUUUUUUGAAUGAUAACACAAAUUGAAAACAAUCACAGAAAAACAAUCAGCUCCCACAAAUCAAUCAAAAGCGGAUUAAUAUCCUUGACAGCUCCGUGAUACAUUACGUUCUCAAGUUACAUUGUUCUCAAGCCAAAUUCCUUUUUUUUUUAAACUGUAGAUCUCAGGUUUUUCCUGUUAAUUUCCACUAAUUUGAUUCUAUUUUUUUCUGUAAUAUACCAUAAACUAUGUGAAUACAUUUAUCAAAUAUCAAGCUAGAGCAAGCGAAUGUAUUCCUGUUUUUCUUCUUUUUGUACAUUGAACGCUAUCGCUAACGCGUCCUGUUAACAUAUUGCUUUCGUGUUUAUAAGCUAGUUGCUGUUCAUGUAAAAACAAAAAACACACAGGACAAUCUGUCAAUGAUGCAGCAAGUUAUUUUGGUGUAUCAAAACAAGAAUGGAGGGAGAGAAAAAAAAAACAGAACAAAAAGCUAGUGACUUGCUAGCAUCUGAAACUGCCAGUCUUGGACCAACAAACUAAGCUAGGCUACUUGAAAUUAAAUUUCAAAAAUCAUCUUGAGUUCGCGCCUAUGAUCAAAAAGAUGUCAUUAAACUCAUUAUUAAGAUUUUAAGACUAUUUUUACUCAACAAGCAUCUGUUUAUACUACUGAGGUACCUUGACUUAAAAGUGCCCUAAUUUAGAAGUUUUUCAAGUACAGUUGGAUUCAAUGAAAUGUAUCCCCACAUGUAAAGAGUCUGCAUAGCAACAAGGUGCAAAAGUAGUAUAACUUGUUCUGGGAUAUGACUAUAAAAGGCCUUUGCGCUAGUCUGCUAUUUUUUCUUUUUUAGGAUUUGUUUUUUGCAAUAAAAAAAUAUGUAUAUUCUCUCUGUCUAUGAAGAGUUGUAUGUAAAAGAUUCAGAGAGGUGACAAUGCUUGAUUUUUCUUAAGUGCUUCAACAUGUAAACUGUGAAUAAAGUUUCAUUUGAGCUUGUA